UAUGCAAAAGUUGUGGCAGGCUCUUGUUGUUGUUUUAUUAAAAAAAAAUCAAACAAACAAACGGGAACUGCACUGCCGUUUAAGGAGGAAUGGUGCAUAAGUUGUGGCUGGCUGGCUGGCUGGCUGGCUGGGGUGGGUCAGAAAGCCCAUCCCCAAUGUCAGUCUGAACUGGAAGAGAGGAGAGGCUGAAAGAAGAGAAACAAUCACACAGCCAAGUGGCACCGUGAAGACUUAAUCCUAACGCAUAAGGUUUCGUGGACUCAAGAUUCCUCUAAUGCACCGUGAAGCGGCCUUGAGGUUACGAAAGCUUUUGCCCCAUGUUCACUCUUUGUGUUCACUCUUUGGGUGGUAUUCAACUCAGGGUAGACCCACUGAAAUGCAAGAACAAUUUAAUUUCAAGUUAAUUUCAAUAGGUGUACUCUGAGUAAAACUUCGUCGAAUCCCACCCUUCGUUUUUGCUUCACGACAGUUACCCCUUCCAGGAAAGAAAGAGGCGCAUUAAAGCAGCCAUCGCUCGAGGAGAUGGUUAAACAAUGCCAUCGCUCGAGGAGCCAUCGCUCGAGGAGAUGGUUAAACAAUGCAUGUUUAAUAAGACUUAAAGUCAGUGGCUCAGCCCCAGCAAGUGUGCAAACGACUGCAGCAAUUUAUGAACAAAGCAUGCUGGAUAUGCUCAGUCAGUGGGAGGUGCUUUAUAUUUCUUGGAAACAAUAUGUGGCAUUCCUUAUUUGCUUCCAACCCAUAAACAUUGCCGGACUCUGCGCAGGGAUGAGGAUCAUGUCGCAAGACUCGCAACGUGGGUCUGAUCACAGGUGCCUGAUAUCGUGCAUCGGAUGGAAGUCCUUGAUCCCCAAUAUGGCAUGUACGUUUGGCCCUGUGCAGUGGUUCUGGCCCAAUAUGUGUGGUUUCAUAGAAGACUAGUCUGCGGCAAGAGAAUUUUGGAGAUUGGAGCAGGCGUGAGUCUUCCUGGGAUAGUGGCAGCAAAAUGUGGAGCAGAAAUUAUAUUGUCAGAUAAUGCAGAAUCCCCUCAGUGUUUGGACAACUGUCGAAGAAGCUGCCUGAUGAAUAACCUCUCAGGAGUAUAUGUCACAGGACUCACCUGGGGUCAUGUAUCACCCAGUCUACUGGCCUUACCUCCAGUGGACAUUAUUUUGGCAUCCGACGUUUUUUUUGAACCAGAAGACUUUGAAGACGUUAUUAGUACAGUGCACUACCUAAUGGAAAAGAAUCCACACGCUCAGUUCUGGACUACACAUCAAAUCAGAAGUGCUGACUGGACUAUUGAAGGACUGCUUCACAAAUGGGAAAUGGAAAGCAUCUGUGUGCCCUUGCAAUCCUUUGAGGCCAACAAGGAACAACUGGCAGGCUCUACUCUUCCGGGGAGACAUACUAUUGAAAUGCUGAUCCUCACAACAAAUAAAGCAACCAAGUCAGGUCCUGUUACUGUUUAAGGGAGAGGUUUGCUUUAAUGUGUUCUAACACACUUGGGUUGGAUAUACUAGCAAGCUGUACAUUCAGCCAGUUUACAAUAGAUGCUCUUAAGUAAAUGGAGUGUUAUGUGGCACCAUGAGGUGGUGCUUUUCCUUGCAUUUCAAGGGUUCCCCCUAGUCUUCUUCCCCAGACAUUAAGCAGUGAAGUAGCAGUUGCCCCCAACAUAGCUGUCAAUGUACACAGCAUGUUUAAUAAAGUUUUAGUGCAGCCAUUCUCACAUUAAGAUAAGACUAUUCUGCUUAGUCAGUUUAGUUUCCAAUUUCUUGUAUCUACCCAGAAAACACCUCCAAUGACUUAUGUGCAAUAUUCCCUUCUGUGUGCUCUACUAUAUAGUGUGAACUGUAGAGGUACAUUGUUGACUCCUAUCCUGCAAAUAAUCUAACAAUUUAUACGAAUUUCAAAGGAAAAGUACUCCAAAUGUGAUUUGUUAUAUAUAAACACAUGAGCUACUGUUCUGAAAUAGGACGACAGAUUUUGUUCUCUUCUAACACACAAAGCAGAGUCAGGAUAUAAGAGUUCAAAAAACUGAACACCAAGUAAGUGUUUUUAUUAAACUACAGACACAGUGGUUAUAGUAUAGAAUGUUGUAAGAGAUACUCCAAAUCAGUACUUACAGAGGAAUGAAUCAAAUGCUUUUAAACAUUACAUUUGUUUAUAUCCAAGUUCACAUAUGUAGAUGGUCUAAUUUACCAUACUGGAAAAAAAUAAGGUGUGUUUAUCACCAGCUAGAUGUGCUCACUGUAUGCUCCGUUAUUUUUAUGCAAGGCCCGGGUGACUGGAAGUGCAGUUGUCAGGCAAUUAUAAUUAACUGGACAGCCAUUUGUUUCUGCACGACAAGGCAUCGUUACAGGAGCAAUCAGGAGAAAACAGGAAACAGCCAAGCACUCUGCACUGCAACACGCCACCUUAACAGCUAACCAGCAUUACUCAACUGCUACACAACUGCGCCUAGUGCACAAAAAUACAUAAGAGAAGAGAUUAGAAUUUUGUCUGAUAAAAACAAAUUGUUCAAAAUAAUUGUCAGCUGUAAAGUUUAACUUGUAGAUACUAUUUCAACGAAGUAUUUGCAAAUGCAUUUGAAUUAAAAAUUUCAGAAUUUGAGACUAAAGGCAAAAAUUGAGCAUGUGGACAGCAUUAAGCUAUUCAGCAUAUCACAGCUGCAUAGUUCUUUAAUAAACUUGAGGAAGCAAGUUAGUUAUCAGUUUUAUUUGCAAAAUCAGCACUACAUGAACAAAAAUGAAAAUUUUACCUCACAUAUCCAAGCCAAUAAUGAAAUCUGUAGUCGUUCACUUCACUAAAUUACAAGAAAUUUGAAUAAUAGCAACAAAAUGGCACAUAAAUGUAAAAGUCUGCCAUUUGAGGCUCAAAAGUAAAGUAAAAGUUAGACAAAGUGUUACAAAAUAACCUUUUCAACAGCUGGUUGGUUGUGUCGGGAUCUCUCCAAUGGACUGGCGAUUCAAACGAUCGUACUUCCUCCAAGGCUUCCUUUAUGUAGGUUUCUCAUGUUUUUGACGUUAUCUAGGUUUGAAAAAGGUAUAGUUCAGCAAGGUACUUUUUUGUAUGUCCUCCAUAUUUUAUGGAUGCUCCCAGAUUCCUAGUAAUACUGGCCUUGCCACUGUUUUAGAAAUGUGCAGUGCCCACCUCCCACCAUGAUACUGGAUACUAAUGUAGACAGCAUGAGAACUUUUUUGAUACUGUUGAAUCUCCAUUAUUGAUGUUACAUAGUGUCGGGAUAAGAUCGAACUACCCUUAACCUGAAUCCAGCCCAAUUCACAUUAGGCAUUAGUUCUUAUUCAAAACCUUGAAGAAUCAUUAAAUGGUUGUGUAACUUAACAAUUCUAGGCCCA
This is a messenger RNA of Zootoca vivipara (common lizard), 3335 nucleotides long. The record is from RefSeq and is a predicted model, not a curated record. Lineage: Eukaryota; Metazoa; Chordata; Lepidosauria; Squamata; Lacertidae.